Echinops telfairi (small Madagascar hedgehog) is the source of this 936-nucleotide messenger RNA. Its product is annotated as taste receptor type 2 member 3-like. Gene Ontology annotation, cellular component: membrane. The transcript has a single exon. Lineage: Eukaryota; Metazoa; Chordata; Mammalia; Afrosoricida; Tenrecidae. Gene Ontology annotation, molecular function: bitter taste receptor activity; G protein-coupled receptor activity. Gene Ontology annotation, biological process: detection of chemical stimulus involved in sensory perception of bitter taste; G protein-coupled receptor signaling pathway; sensory perception of taste. The record is from RefSeq and is a predicted model, not a curated record. Bases 1 to 936 code for a protein of 311 amino acids.
AUGCUGGGACUUGCUGAGUGGGUGUUUCUGGCUCAGUCCAUUGCUCAAUUCCUUCUGGGGCUGCUGGCGAAUGGUUUCAUUGGGCUGUUCAAUGGCCGUGGAUGGCUCAAGAGCAAGAGAAUCUCGUUGUAUGACUCGAUUGUCACCACCCUGGCCCUCUCCCGGAUGGUUCUGCUGUGGGUUCUCCUGUUUGAUGGGGUUUUGAUAUUAUUCUCUCCCAACGAACACGAGAGAGGGAUUGUCAUGAAGCUGAUCGAUCUCUUCUGGACAUUUACAAAUCAUCUGAGCAUCUGGCUCACCACCUGCCUGGGUGUCCUGUACUGCCUGAAGAUCUCCAGUUUCUCCCAUCCCACUUUCCUCUGGCUCAAGUGGAGGGUCUCCAGGGUGGUCAUGUGGGUGCUGCUGGGCGCCCUACUCUUGUCCUUGGGAAGUACUCUGUCUCUGAUCCGUGAAUUUAAGAACUACUCCAGUAUCACAGUGAAUAUGACAGGUGACCUGAGAGACAAUAUACACAACUACAAGCUGAUCCAUGUCCUUGGGACUCUGUGGUACCUCCCUCCCUUGGUGAUGACCCUGGCCUCCUACUGCCUGCUCCUCCUCUCCUUGGGGAGACACACCCGUCAGAUGCAGUACACUGGGGCUGGCUCCGGGGACUUUAGCACCGAAGCCCACAAGAGGGCCACCAGCAUCAUCCUCUCCUUCUUCUUCCUCUUCCUGCUCAACUUCCUCUCCUUUUCAAUCGCUUCAUCUAGUUAUUUCUUUCCAAAGGCCAAGCUGGCAGUGAUGGUUGGAGAGGCCAUCACAAUGCUGUAUGCCAUGGGCCACUCAUUUAUCCUCAUCCUGGGGAACCCCAAGAUGAGGCAGGCAUUUGUGAGGCUGCUACGGGGUGAAUCUGGGGGUUUGAAGCCUGGAUCCAUGGGACCCUUCUCUUCAUAG